AUAUCUCAAAGUCCUCAAUUUGGGAGAAGAAAGACAGCGAACUAGUAGCACCAUUGACAGAAAGAGAGGAAUGGCAACAACCAGCUCUUCCAUCCUUGCAGCCACAAUCCUCGUCUUGUUCGGAUUAACUUUUGCUGCGGCGAAUUGGGAUGAGGAAGCACCCACGUCGGAGCUGAUCCAUGUCUCCGGCAAGGUCCUCUGCCAGAACUGCCAGAUGAGCUACAAGGACUGGAUCAGCGGCGAACGACCCAUCAAAGGCAGCACGGUGUCGUUGACAUGUAUGGACGACCGGAAGCGGGUGCAUCACUACGACAGCGACGUGACCGACGAGCGAGGGGAGUACGAGAUGGUUGUGAGCAAGUACGUCAACGGGAAGCGAUUGAACGAGAAACAAUGCUUGGUCAGGCUCGUGAGCUCCCCUGAUUCCGACUGCAACGUCCUCACCGACUUUGCCGGAGGGAAGUCCGGCGUCAAGCUCAGCCAGCCUACGUCAGUGUACCGUGGCACCACCAAGUACGACGUCGGAUCGUUCUACUACACGCACCCGAGGUGCGAGCGCCCUGAGGUCGGCGAGUCUGAUGGCAAGUCCGGCGGUGAUGAUGAUCAGGAGUAUUACCGUUACCCUGAAACCAAAUACUGAUCCUUUCUGGUUUGUGAUGUGGAUUAGUCCACCAUUUUCAAUGAGUUAACUCGAAUGAUUUUGUAACGAAGCAAUUCUUAAUUAAUGAUCGAUAUAGUGAUUCAAUGAAUCUUGUAUUAUAGCCGACUACUUGAUUGGAUUAAAUCAUUGGGAGAGAUUUAACAAGAGCCAAAAUGCUUAUGAAGUUUGAUCAUCUCGGCACCUACUUAAUUAUAACCAAAUUGACGGAAUUCCGAGUUCAUGUCCUGAAAUGAUCAGAAUGAGAAACUCAAGGGGUCAAAGUUAACCUUUUCCGUUGUUCCCCUGAAGUUAUCCCGACGAAAUGGAAGGCUCAUUUUACCGCCAAAAACGUGGCAGGGGCCGGGAGCCACACGUGGGCGCCCACCAUUCAAAUUACUGAACCAGAGAAGACCUCUUAAAUCCGCAGUUCCGCAGAGCUGCUUCUGAUCUACCUCUUUCUGGCUCCUCCGCGACAUGGCCAUCGCCCGGGCCGUCCGAGCUCUGGCCCAAUUGGUGGCGGUGGAGAAAAGAGUUUCAGCUGAUUGCAUCUCUAGUUGAUAAUGUCAGGGGUAGCAAGUAAAGCAGUUUCACUUCC
Messenger RNA from Linum trigynum, 1235 nucleotides. Lineage: Eukaryota; Viridiplantae; Streptophyta; Magnoliopsida; Malpighiales; Linaceae. The record is from the annotation of a GenBank genome assembly.